Molecule: messenger RNA, 1895 nt
Organism: Daphnia carinata
Lineage: Eukaryota; Metazoa; Arthropoda; Branchiopoda; Diplostraca; Daphniidae
Gene: Vmat
Product: synaptic vesicular amine transporter-like
Exons: 17
Coding region: 327-1826 (499 amino acids)
Biological process (GO): transmembrane transport; aminergic neurotransmitter loading into synaptic vesicle; xenobiotic transport
Cellular component (GO): terminal bouton; synaptic vesicle membrane
Molecular function (GO): serotonin:sodium:chloride symporter activity; xenobiotic transmembrane transporter activity
Source: RefSeq, a predicted model, not a curated record
AUAGCCUGGAAGAGCCCUUUCUCUUCCCGCCCUUUCUUGCUAUAGCUUUAGCAAUCUAGCUCGUCUUGCUCCCUCGUCGACAUUCUAUCCAGUGGUGACUCCUUGGACGGGCGUAGUCAUCGCUUGAGCUCAGCACUGACGAUUGCUGGACAAUCUGUUUCGUUUCACACAUCCAUUCUUGCCAGCAAGGCUCUACAUCUGCCUAUCUUAAUUGUGGCCUAAAUCUAGUCAGUCAACAUCGAAAGUAGGUCCAGCAAUGACUUGACAGGUGCGCCUGAAAACAAAAAUCAAGGAGACCAUCUUCACGGAGGCUGCUAUCGUCCAACAUGGGGCUCCUCAGCGAGGAAUCGAUGGAAUUCCUGGAGCGAUGCCGCCGCUCGCGCCGUUUGGUGCUCAUCAUCGUGGCCAUUGCGCUCCUGUUGGACAACAUGCUGCUCACAACUGUAGUUCCCAUCAUCCCAGAGUUUUUGUACGCCAUCCGCCAUCGUCACGAUCCCGUCAACAACGUGUCUGUGGUCACCGAGGUAACUGAACCUUUUUCAAUCUACACGACUAGCACUAUGCCCGGCUUGUACGAGAACGGAGCUUACGAAGAACCUGGCACUAACGUCACCUCUCGCUGUCUCCCUGACAAAGCUAAACGUGAUGCUGACUACGAGUUCAAAUACAUGGCGAAGCACAACGAGCUCAUCCAGGAGAACGUCGAGGUUGGAAUCAUGUUUGCUUCGAAGGCUUUCAUCCAGUUGCUAACGAACCCGUUCGUCGGACCACUAACCAAUAAGAUUGGCUACAGCAUCCCUAUGUUCGCUGGCUUUGUCAUCAUGUUCGUAUCAACAAUCAUAUUUGCAUUCGGGAGAAAUUACACGGUCCUAUUCAUUGCUCGAGCGCUUCAAGGCGUGGGAUCUUCUUGUUCCAGCGUUUCUGGAAUGGGCAUGUUGGCUGCUUGUUACCCAAACGACGAAGAACGUGGCAACGCGAUGGGCAUUGCACUUGGAGGACUAGCCCUUGGCGUUUUAAUCGGGCCUCCUUUUGGUGGCAUUAUGUACCAGUUCGUUGGCAAAACGGCUCCGUUCCUUAUCUUGGCCUGUUUGGCACUCGGCGAUGGACUGUUACAAUUGCUUGUCCUUCAACCGGCCAUCGCCCAGCAAGAGGACGAACCACCGUCUGUUAAAGAACUGCUGAUGGAUCCCUACAUCCUUAUCGCAUCCGGAGCCAUCACAUUUGCCAACAUGGGCAUUGCCAUGCUAGAACCAUCGCUGCCAAUCUGGAUGAUGGACACCAUGUGCGCAGAAAAAUGGCAACUAGGUGUAGCUUUUCUACCAGCAUCAAUCGCUUACCUGAUAGGAACUAAUCUGUUCGGUCCCCUUGGCCACAAAAUGGGCAGAUGGCUUGCGGCUCUUGUCGGUUUAGUGGUCAUCGGAGUAUGUCUCAUGCUGAUCCCGUUCGCGACUGACAUAGGAGAUCUGGUUUUGCCGAAUGCCGGGCUCGGUUUUGCAAUUGGUAUGGUUGACUCUUCGAUGAUGCCUCAAUUGGGAUACCUAGUCGACAUCCGUCACGCAGCCGUUUAUGGUUCCGUCUAUGCCAUUGGAGACGUGGCCUUCUGUCUUGGCUUUGCUAUCGGACCCGCUCUCAGCGGAACUCUAGUUCAGACGAUUGGUUUCGGAUGGAUGCUUUUCGGUAUUGCCAUCAUCAACUUUAUGUACGCUCCGCUAUUGUACUUCUUGCGCAAUCCGCCCACUAAAGAAGAGCGGCAGUGUCUUGCCAUGGCGGAGAAAGCUACCAUCAGUUACAAGGCCUUUCAGAAAAUGGAAGAAGAAUAUCCGUAAGAAAGAGAACCCCCUCCCAAAAAAAAUUAAGGAAAAGCGAAGAAGAUGGACCUCCUACGACGAAUGAAA